Messenger RNA from Humulus lupulus (European hop), 1248 nucleotides. RefSeq lists its product as uncharacterized. The record is from RefSeq and is a predicted model, not a curated record. Lineage: Eukaryota; Viridiplantae; Streptophyta; Magnoliopsida; Rosales; Cannabaceae. The coding region runs from base 1 to 1248 and encodes 415 amino acids. The transcript is spliced from 2 exons.
AUGAGGGAAAUGAUGCAGAAGUUCUCAGACGGAAGAUCCGUUCACACAACCAAGCAUAUGGAUCUGGUGUCAAGAACCACUGAGAAGUCUCCCUUCUCAGAGUGGAUUCAGAAUGAGCCUAAACCUCGAGACUUCGUCAUCCCUUCCCUCCCUACGCUUAAUGGAAAGAGAGAUCCGUUAAACCACCUGUUCCAAUUUCAGCAGAAAAUGGCACUAGAAGCCAACAACGAAGCCAUUCAAUGCAAGGACUUUUCAACGACUUUCUCUGGGCUAGCUCUGCUGUGGUUCCGACAAUUAAAGUCCGGAUCCAUCAACAGUUUUAAUGACCUCCGACGAACUUUUCUCAAGCAAUACAGUGCGAACCGUGAAGCACCAAGAACAAUGGCCGACCUCUAUUGGAUCGAGCAAGGAGAAAAUGAACAUCCGAAGGCGUAUUUACAAUGUUUCAUUGACCUCAUGCAUCAAAUUCACGACGUCGACCCGGUUACCGCGGCCAAUCUCUAUGUCAAAAGCUUGCAGAAAUCCGCACUUAUCUCUGCUCCACCAGCAAAUAACCCACCACCACCUGCUAGAGAUGAUAAGAGGAAGAGGCAACAGACAGACCACGCAAAGGAAGGGAAGAGGCCAAGACAGAACCGAAAUUCCCCGCGGUACCCUUCCUUCGAAUACAUCGUCCCACAGGAGGUCAUUUAUGAAGAAAAUAAAGAUAGACCUAUCUGGCGUGAGCCGUAUAAGAUUUCCACUCCUCCAGACAGAAGGGAUAAAAACAAAUACUGCCUCUUCCAUAAAGAUCACGGUCAUACGAUUGCAGAAUGCCACAACCUGAACAAUCAGAUCCAGGCCUUCAUGAGAAGUGGGAGGCUAACCCAGUACAUUAAGGAGGCAGGCAGACUCGGCACCUCACAGCAUAAUCCUGCUUCUGCCCCAACACCACAAGCAGCAGACCCCGUGCGCACAGCCUCUACAAGCCCACAAGAACCUCUUAAGCAAGUCCCCAUGAUACAUGGGGUUGUGGAGCUCACUGAAAACCAAGAGCAUGCAACCAAAAUCCGUAAGAGGAUUGAGGAGCGGGUGAAGCGAUAUAGAUCAUUAGGCCACACGGUCAAUAUUUUCACUUCAAAGGACAGAAGUUAUCCAGCCUCUGCAAUCACCUUCACCGACGAUGACUUGCAAGGAGUGCACCUACCCCAUGACGAUCCUCUCGUCAUUUCGCUACAAGUCGACCAUUGCCAGUUGGACAGGUUCUAG